AUGCGCGCUCCUUCGUCGGAAAGUGCAGUCCGAUCGUGUGUGGAAGCGCAGCGGACGAAGCAUCAAUCUGAGGAAGGAGAUCCUAGGCUUGUGCACUAUCUUCCAUCUAUUAUAGCUGGUGCAACAAUGGUAUACGUGAUUCGAGAAAUAGAACCAUGUAAUGGAAUGGAAUACCAAAAUCAGCUUAUGAGUGUGCUAAGAAUCAGCAAGCACGCACGCUCCUUCGUCGGAAAGUGCAGUCCGGUCGUGUGUGGAAGCGCGGCGGACGAAGCUUCAGUCUGGGGAAGGAGGCUUGUGCAUUAUCUUCCACCUGUUAUAGCUGGUGAAACAAUGGUAUACGUGAUUCGAGAAAUAGAACCAUGUAAUGGAAUGGAAUACCAAAAUCAGCUUAUGAGUGUGCUAAGAAUCAGCAAGGAAUAUGUGUACAACAUGCUCCAAUUCAGCUAUGGAUGGUACUUCACGUUCGUUCAAGGAUGGUUGUAUAUAUUCUUGAUUUACUUGCAAGGCUUUACUCCAAAGCAAAUGGUGAACCCAUGGAAGACUUAUGUGAAGCUCUCUGCUAUGCUCAUGGAUUCAAAUGGACUUACCAAAGGCUCUCUGGCUUUUCUCAACUAUCCGGCAUAG
Messenger RNA from Fraxinus pennsylvanica, 624 nucleotides. The record is from the annotation of a GenBank genome assembly. NCBI's taxonomy places the organism in Eukaryota, Viridiplantae, Streptophyta, Magnoliopsida, Lamiales, Oleaceae.